AUGAAGGGACUUUUGCUGCUACUGACGGUGAUUUAUCUGGUACCGAGAAAUAUUUGGGCUGAAGUUGAUUGGGCUAAACGAGUUGACUGUUAUCCAAAGCCUGGUGCGAGCGAGGAAUUAUGCAAAACACUCGGAUGUAUAUGGGAUCGUGACAGCACGAAUAGGAAGUAUAGCUUUUCUACUAUAUUCCAGGUCCGUCUGAAUAUACCAUUAUGUUAUUUGCCUCGAGAAACGGGAUAUUUGAUAAGCAACGAUUCGUUUUUAUCAAAGGAUCCGAAGAGUAUAAAAAAUCCUUUUGGUGCCGACCUUUCUCCUCUUCAAUUAUCAGCCGUGCAAAUCGGUUCCGUAUUAAACGUGAAAAUCGGUUACAAUGACAGGUUUGACGUUCCAAUUUCGUUACCGAGAGAACCAUUAACAUCAACCGAUUCAUUUACGUUUCAAAAAACAAAGACGGGUCUCUUCAAUUUUAAAAUAAAAAGAGAUUCAUCUGGAGAGUUUAUAUGGGAUACAUCAAUAGGUGGCUUACUUUUCGCCGAUAAAUUCAUUCAAAUUGCCACUUAUUUACCAACAUAUAACAUUUAUGGUUUCGGGGAACAUGCUCAUACGACGCUGAGACAUAACUUCAGUGAAUACACAACGUGGGGAAUGUUUGCCAGAGAUGAGUUUCCAGAUCCAGUGGAUAUGCCGAAGAAAAACCUUUAUGGUGUUCAUCCAUUCUAUCUGGGAUUAGAAAAAAGUGGAAAAGCUCACGGAGUUCUUAUACUGAACAGUCAUCCGCAGGAAAUUACAUUCGGCCCUUCGCCUCACCUUGUUUAUCGCACCACUGGUGGUUACCUGGAUCUCUACUUCUUUCCAGGUCCCGAACCAGAGAGUGUUAUCAAGCAGUAUGUUACAUUUAUAGGAAAACCUUUCCUUCCAGCCUAUUUCGCCUUCGGUUUCCAGUUAUGUCGAUACGGUUAUCAAAAUUUGAAUGAAAUGAAGGAAACGGUUGCGCGAGUUCGAUCAUACCAAAUUCCAUUCGAUGUCACUUAUGCCGAUAUCGAUCACAUGGAUCGCUAUAAGGAUUUUACUCUAGGAAAGGAUUGGAUUGAUUUCCCCAGUUAUACCAAUGAAUUGAAACGGCAAAAUAUGCACGUUGUUUUAAUUUUCGAUUGUGCCAUACAAGUCGAUUAUGAAACUUUUCAAAGAGCCAUUGAAAUGAAUGCGAGUUUUGUGGAAUGGGAACGAUAUGAUCAAGUACCACAUGAAAUUCAGGAUCUCUAUCCAUUAGCAAAGGAUACAAAGAUAAUGUUAAGUGUUGUUUGGCCUGAUAAGCAUACUGCAUUUCCUGAUUUCUAUGAUGCAAGUGGAAAAACAGCAGAAUGGUGGAUCAAAGAAUUUAAAAUUUUCCACGAUUUGAUUGCUUUCGAUGGAAUUUGGAUUGAUAUGAAUGAGCCUGCGGCUUUCGGUACGAAUGAGAAACACCCAUGGUACUUUGAUAAUGAUGAUCACCCAAAUAUAAAACCAUUACAUUGCUCAUUAGAAGGGAAGGAUUCAGAACUUGAUAAACCACCUUAUGAAACUGCAAAUGUGUACUAUUAUGGAAAUAAUGCACACCUAUCAACGAAAACACUUUGCAUGUCAGGUGUAACAAAUAGAGGAAAAUAUUCAGUCCACUCCACCAAAAGUUUGUAUGGACUAACGGAAUUGAUAGCUACUGAAAAGGCUAUGCGUGAAUCAACUAGAAAACGAGGAUUUACUCUAUCAAGAUCUACUUUUGUUUCUUCUGGACAUUAUGGUGGUCAUUGGCUUGGGGAUAAUACUGCUCGUUGGGAAGAUUUACAAUCAUCUGUGAUUGGAAUUCAAGAAUUUAAUAUGUUUGGAAUUCCGUUUAUUGGCGCAGAUAUUUGCGGAUUCAAUGGGAAUACAACUAUGGAAUUAUGCCAUCGUUGGCAACAGCUUGGUGCUUUCUACCCAUUUUCCAGGAAUCACAAUUCUGAUGGCCAGACACUUCAGGAUCCAGGACAAUGGCCUUCAGUUGCCGCAGCUACUCGUCAAGCUAAUCUUUUCCGAUAUUAUUAUUUGCCAUAUCUCUACAGUUUGCACUUCGAAGCCAGCUUGCAUGGCGGAACUGUCGUAAGACCGGUAUUCUUCGAGUUUCCGAAUGAUACUGAAACUUAUGAUUUGGGUUAUCAGUUCAUGUGGGGAGCUGCAAUGAUGAUUAUUCCUGUUGUACAUCAAGUAAAUAUAUUUAAAAAGAAGUUCUAUAAUAUUGAAGUUUACUUCGGCAAAAAAAGAAGCGUUUCAUCUGUAAAAGGAUAUAUACCAAAGGCGACAUGGUAUUCACUCAGAGAUAAUGAUUAUGCGACUCCUAUCAAAGUGGGGAACACUGAGUUCAGUGCUACGAAAGAAGAAUUAAUACCAGUUCUUGUUCGUGAUUAUGACGAAGCUGGCACUCCUUUAAAAGCUAAUGGUCAAUUAUACUGGGAUGAUGGUGAAAGCAUUAUUGAUAAUUUUAAUACCUAUCCUUAUUAUCAUUGGUCCUUUGAUUUUACACUAACAGAUACGGCUGCAACGCUUUAUAUAACUACAAUAAAUCAAGCGGAUUUGAAUUCUAUACCAACUCUCGAUAUAUUGGACAUUGUCGGAUACAAAUAUCUGCCAGAUUUGGCGAAAACCGAAAUCAACGGAGAAUCAAUUAAAGUCGACACAACGAAAUCUGUUUAUUUAUCAAACAAUAAUCGACUAUUCAUUUCGACGUCAAAUUUGAUUGAUCUAAAAGAUUCGAAAAAAAUUAUCAUGAAAUGGCCACAUCAGAAAUUAUAA
Molecule: messenger RNA, 2805 nt
Organism: Dracunculus medinensis (Guinea worm)
Lineage: Eukaryota; Metazoa; Nematoda; Chromadorea; Rhabditida; Dracunculidae
Source: the annotation of a GenBank genome assembly